This is a messenger RNA of Triticum turgidum subsp. durum (durum wheat), 981 nucleotides long. The record is from the annotation of a GenBank genome assembly. NCBI's taxonomy places the organism in Eukaryota, Viridiplantae, Streptophyta, Magnoliopsida, Poales, Poaceae.
AUGAAGACAUACUUUCAGCAACAAAUUUUUUUCUCGGAUUCCAGCUUGCUUGGACGUGGAGGUUUUGGCAAAGUUUACAAGGGCACACUGGAAGGUGGAAAUGAAGUUGCUGUCAAGAGGCUUAGUAAGAGUUCUGGACAAGGUAUGGUGGAGUUCAAAAAUGAAGUAGUUCUCAUUGAAAAACUGCAGCAUAAGAACCUAGUCAGACUUCUCGGCUGCUGCAUUCAUGAAGAUGAGAAGUUAUUGAUCUACGAGUACUUAGCUAAUAAAAGUUUGGAUGCCUUUCUUUUUGAUCAUGCACGAAAACAUGUGCUCGAUUGGUUGACACGGUUCAAAAUAAUUAAAGGAAUAGCAAGAGGCCUUCUUUAUCUCCACCAAGAUUCAAGAUUAACAGUAAUUCAGAGAGAUCUCAAAGCAAGCAACAUUUUGUUGGAUAUAGAAAUGACUCCUAAAAUUUCAGAUUUUGGUAUGGCAAGAAUCUUUGGUGCAAACCAGAAUCAUGCUAACACAACCCGGGUCGUCGGAACAUAUGGUUAUAUGUCCCCUGAAUAUGCAAUGGGAGGUGCAUUUUCUGUGAAAUCAGACACUUAUAGCUUUGGGGUUCUUCUCUUGGAGAUUGUUAGUGGCAUGAAGAUUAGCUCACCUCAGCUCAACAUGGAAUUUUGUAGCCUUAUAUCUUAUGCCUGGAGAUUAUGGGAAGAUGGAAAAUAUACCGAACUGGUGGACUCCUUCAUUGUUGCGAGCUGCCCACUUCAUGAGGUUGCACAGUGCAUUCAUGUGGGACUCUUGUGUGUCCAAGACCAUCCAAAUGAUAGACCACUAAUGUCCUCAGUUAUGUUUAUGUUGGAGAAUGAAAGUGCAGUGCUUGCACCUCCAAAGCAUCCUGUAUACUUUGCUCUAGGUAAUUAUGAAGGUGAAGAAGCCAGGGAGAAAAUGAGUUCCACAAAUGAAAUGAGUAUGACAACGCUCAAGGGUUGUUAG